Nothobranchius furzeri (turquoise killifish) is the source of this 900-nucleotide messenger RNA. The record is from RefSeq and is a predicted model, not a curated record. Lineage: Eukaryota; Metazoa; Chordata; Actinopteri; Cyprinodontiformes; Nothobranchiidae.
AUGGAGAGGUACUUGGAACAGCAACCUGCAAUCCAUGCUGCCCUGCUGAGUCCUCAGGUUGCAAAAGAUGAUGCUGAACAUUACACUCUCAACAAAACAGAACUGGAGAACGCAGCACAUGCAGUGAAGGCAUUAAGACCAAUGAAAGAUGUCACUACAUUGAUGUCAGAGGAGAAGAAUCCAACAGUAUGUCUGAUUUCAUCUCUGUAUGCACAGCUCCUUCAGGACAUGUCAGACACCACUGGUGACUCACCUGUGAUCCGUGAGAUUAAGAAUGCCAUCAGAACAGAUAUCCUAAAGAGAUACAACUCUGAGGAAGAGAAGAAGUUGCUUUAUACAGCCUCUGCUCUGGAUCCACAUUUUAAGGGACUGCCUUUCCUCACAGCAGAUGAGAGAUUGAAGAUCUACAGAACUGUCGUGACAGAGGCUGCAGCAUUGGAGGAAACUGAAGCAGAUGAAAUGCCUGCUGGAGCCAUGGAUUCAGGAAUCCAGGAAGAAGACAUGCUGUGUGUGGAGGACAACAUGCACAGGAAGGACAAUGUUCCCUCCUGCCAAUCUGCUGCCAAAAGGAAGGCCUCAUCAUCACUACUCGUGACUUUGCUUGGACAUACAUUCACUGACAAUGAGGCUGCAGUGCAAAACAAAACCAGCUAUUCCAGGGCUGAGGAGCAAGUGGACAACUACUGCAGAGCUCCAUCUCUGCCUCUCACAGAAGAUCCCUUGAACUGGUGGCAUGGCCACGAGUUCACCUUUCCUCUCCUGUCCAAGCUGUCAAAGAGAUACUUGUGUAUCCCAGGGACAAGUGUGUCUGCAGAGAGGGUCUUCUCCACUGCAGGAGAUGCUGUCACUUCUCAAACCAGAACAUGUCGAUCACCUAGUGUUCUUACACAAAAACCUUGA